Messenger RNA from Phragmites australis (common reed), 1288 nucleotides. RefSeq lists its product as uncharacterized. Bases 151 to 999 code for a protein of 282 amino acids. Lineage: Eukaryota; Viridiplantae; Streptophyta; Magnoliopsida; Poales; Poaceae. The transcript is spliced from 9 exons. The record is from RefSeq and is a predicted model, not a curated record.
ACUGAGGAGGUCCUCCCGCAUUGUGUGCACCCAAAAAAAUCCUACUUCUUCUCACAGUUACCACCAUGGCACAGCUCCAUCCAAAGCCAUAAAAACCACUGCAACAACUAGUCAAUGAGAGCUAAGGCUUCCAAGCUCUGAAUUUUAAGGAUGUUGGUGCCAGCUUCAGUUCAGAUGCCUCACACCAUACGACCUGUUGCAAGCUGCUUUGGGCUGCAUCACCGUUCUGUGCUGAAUUCUGACCGAUAUUGCACAUCGUGGUUGACUGGAAAGAAGCUUAUUCUUUCCACUCGUGGUGUGCUUGAAUCCAGCAGUGGCGCGCCAUCUGGUGGCCUUGUGAAGAAAAGAACGAUAGUGGAGCACAUUAUUCUGCUUAGAGCCAAACCAAACAUCUCCGAUGCUGAAGAAAAGGACAUGCUCGAUUACUUAUAUACAUCUCAGUAUCAGAUGAGAGGGAUACUCGCAGUCUCAUUAGGCCGCAUAGAGGACCCCAAUAGCGAGAACUUCACGCACGCUGUUUUCAUGCGUUUUCAGCAGAAAGAAGACAUUGCAAAGUUCCAGAGUAGUUCAUACUAUUCCAAAAUUCUUGAUGAGCAUGGCUCAGUUUCUGUAGAUUUCGAAUCUGAGGUGGAAGAUGACAUAAUCCCUCUCUUUCGUAGGGGAGAGGAUUUUAACUAUGGUGUCGAGUUUAUGCUGCUGAUAUCUUUCUUGGAGACUUCAUCUAAAGAGGCGAUGGAGGAUGCAUUAGCUUCUCUUCAGAAGUUGAUCAGCCAAUGCAGUUAUUUUAUUGUGCAGGCAACCUUUGGCUGCUGUUUGAAUCAUAUGGACAACGGAUACAGUCAUGCUGCAGUUAUCCGGUUUCCAUCCUUUGAUGACUUCAAGUUGUUCAAGGAGAGCAUCGAGUACAAGGAUAUGUGGGCAUCAAAAUUUCAUCCGAUUGUGGAGAGAUCCCUCCAGCUACAUUUCACCGUCGACCCCGUGGGGAACCAGCUGAUGUAGACAUAAGCAGCAUCCAUUCUGCUCUGAAUUUGCUACAUUGUUGGCAUUCUUUGGGUUACUAAAAUCAGGUUGCUGCAAUGGAAUCUUAAAGUUCAACAGCAGACUGAUCGAUCCUCGUCAGAUGAACACCAAUCUUGCAGGGAGUUCGAUCUCUCCGCCCAUUUGGGCUGGACGGAGUGAAAUCAUUGCACGUUCUGUGCCUUGCUUUUCGGUUAACGAAUUCCUUGUAAUAUAAAACUGUGCUAGUUAUGACGUAACCAUUCACUCGGACUGAGCAGAGGACUUAUGA